CAGUAAGAAAGUAACAAUGCUACUUUUCAUGAUAUCGAUACAAUUUCGUUCCACUGUAGAUGCCAAUUUCCAAUACUAUACUAACAGAAAACCGUUUUACUAAUUUCUAAUUAAGUAUUAAUUAUCCAAAAAAAAGGAGUUUUAUAGCUUAUUAGAUAUUGGAGAUAUUCCUUAGCGUUUACUGUUGUUUGUUAACCAAACAGACGCGGGACACUUUAUUAUUUCUUGGAUUUAGACUGAAUUUAACUAACAAUUUUGUAAAUGCCUCCCGCUCCUCCUCCUCCCCCUCCAGCACCAGCACCUGCUGCGGCCGCACCCGCUCCUCCUCCCGUAACCAAAGAUCGGUCUGCCUUACUUAAUUCAAUUCAGAAAGGGACGAAGCUAAAAAAGGCGCAAACAAAUGAUCGAUCAGCUCCUAUUGUUGGCGGUGGUGGUGUUGUUGGGGACGCUUCAAAAGCAGGUGGUCGUUCUACCAAACCAUCGGGUGCACCUCCAGUCCCUAUGCCUACUUCUGGCUCCGCUGGAACAAAUGAACCUCCUAUUCCUGCUAGUGCUCCUAAAUUAGGUGGUCUCUUCUCACAAGGAAUGCCAAAACUUCGAAAGGUUGGAAAUGCUUCUUCCGCCGCGUCUCCACCACAGCCUUCAAAAUCAUCUACACCCGUGUCUUCUCCCCCUCCUCCACCUGUCUCUUCUGCACCCCCUAUACCUCCUUCUGCACCUUCAAUUCCCUCCGCUCCUGCUCCUCGCGUUCCUACUUCCCUGCCUCAGAAAAUUUCGCGUUCGCCUAGUCCUACCAAAGUACCUUCUUCUCCACCUCCUCCAAUUCCGUCUGCACCAUCUAAAGCUCCUCCAUUGCCUCCACAGUCAGCACCACCGCUAGGCUCACAUAUACCUAUGAGUUCAAGGGUUUCUUCGGGAAAUUCACAAACCCUUCCUCCUCCUCCUCCCCCUCCAAGUCAUCCUCCUUCAUCACCAAUUCCUGCUUCAUCUUACACUUUACAACAUCGUUCAGAUAAAGUUGAUGAUCAUGGAAGGUUUCAAUUCAAAGAUGAUAGUUAUCUCCCUCAACCACGACGAUUCAGAGGAGGUCCAAAAAUUUAUCGGGGAAGUACUGGAUCGACGGUCCCCCUUAGACUUGAUUGAGGAUACUACAGCGCUUAGAGUAGUGAUGUAUUUAUGAUUGUUAUUACUAUAGACAGAAGUCGUUCUUUACGAAUAAAUUGAGAAAGUUACAUACUCUUGUUUUA
Messenger RNA from Schizosaccharomyces octosporus yFS286, 1247 nucleotides. RefSeq names its product verprolin. Bases 262 to 1143 code for a protein of 293 amino acids. NCBI's taxonomy places the organism in Eukaryota, Fungi, Ascomycota, Schizosaccharomycetes, Schizosaccharomycetales, Schizosaccharomycetaceae. Gene Ontology annotation, molecular function: actin binding. The transcript is spliced from 2 exons. The record is from RefSeq and is a predicted model, not a curated record.